Molecule: messenger RNA, 535 nt
Organism: Microtus ochrogaster (prairie vole)
Lineage: Eukaryota; Metazoa; Chordata; Mammalia; Rodentia; Cricetidae
Product: cationic amino acid transporter 3-like
Exons: 4
Biological process (GO): transmembrane transport; amino acid transport
Cellular component (GO): plasma membrane
Molecular function (GO): amino acid transmembrane transporter activity
Source: RefSeq, a predicted model, not a curated record
AUACCAGGUACAGCCAGUGUGGCCCGGGCUUGGAGCUCUGCUUUUGACAAUCUGAUUGGGAACCACAUCUCUGAGACUCUGAAGGGGACCAUCUCACUGCAUGUACCUCGUGUUCUCGCAGAAUAUCCAGAUUUCUUUGCUUUGGCCCUUGUGUUGCUGCUCACUGGAUUGUUGGCCAUGGGGGCUAGUGAAUCAGCCCUGGUUACCAAAGUGUUCACAGGGGCCAACCUCUUGGUUCUCGGGUUUGUCUUCAUCUCUGGCUUCGUUAUGGGAGACCCGAAGAACUGGAGCCUCACAAAAGAGGACUAUUGCUUGACCAUGGGUGGACCCAAUGACACUUGUAGCUUCGAGUCUAUGGGCUCUGGAGGUUUCAUGCCUUUUGGCGUGGAAGGGAUGCUCCGUGGCGCUGCUACCUGUUUCUAUGCCUUCGUUGGUUUUGACUGUAUUGCGACCACUGGGGAAGAGGCUCAGAAUCCACAGCGCUCCAUCCCUAUGGGAUUGAUAGAGGCAGUGCCCACUUUUAACCUGCAGCGAG